Hyalella azteca is the source of this 4072-nucleotide messenger RNA. RefSeq lists its product as uncharacterized. Bases 718 to 2277 code for a protein of 519 amino acids. The record is from RefSeq and is a predicted model, not a curated record. Lineage: Eukaryota; Metazoa; Arthropoda; Malacostraca; Amphipoda; Hyalellidae. The transcript is spliced from 7 exons.
GCCGCCGUGUGGAGAUGUUACGCUCGCGGGUCUUGGUAACCCAAACUGCUUGCUCUCAAACUCGGUAUAAAUGUUGAGCAGCUCAAUGGACAGUUUUCAUUGAACGACGUUUAAUCAAAUGUACAUUAGUCCGAGAUCCUAAGACUUUAUCAGUGGACUUGCAGCAAUGUAGUACAACAAACGCCAUUAGCAAAGCGAUAAUGUUGUAGUAGUUCGUAUUUCAUUGGAACAUUUCCUUUCACUUUACGAAGCGUGAUUCUAGAUAGCCUUUCUUGGUGUUAAGUUUUGUAUCGAAUCGUUCUGCAGAAGACAAGUCACUCGCAAAAGCUUCCAAUUUACUUUUCUACUAUAUUAGUGUGAACUACAAGUCACCGUACCAGAAGCAGAGCAGUAAUUUAGGUACUACAACUGUUGUAAAAAAAAAAACGGAAAUAAAGCCUUUUUUGGCAAGAAGGUUAACAAUUUUAUUUUUCGACCAUUGGUUCAAGAGCUUGCCGACUCCACAGAAAAUAAGAAAAAACGUCGUCGAAUGUUAGAAAAGGAAGUUAAUUAACCUCAAUGAACCUUACUUAAAAGUUCAGAAGUUAUUGUACGCCUACUCUGUAUUAAUACAGUAUCUGAAAAGUAAUGAAAAACAUUCCCUAUUGAAAUCAAGAUCGAAAAUAUAUUGAAAAACCAUCAUUGGCUGACUAAGAUCCUGUACUCUGACAAUCGAAAAUGAGGGGAGACGUUUUUUUCCCAACCACCUUCUCGCCCACUCCUCCCCUGCCCAUUAUUAAAUCUGAGCACGACUCGCCCCCCUCGUCCCCAUCGUCAACGCCUCCUUCGACCCCGCCUUAUUCUUCAUCGCCUUCGUCGACGACCUCUGCUUUCUCCUCCCCGGUGUCGGCCUUCUCGACUCCUGCUCCUCAGUACUUGAGUUCCUCAGCUCCUUCUCAUCCUUCCCCGUUCCUCUCUCACUCUCCUCCCUCGUCCCCAUGCCCCACUCCCCCGACUACGACCGUCACUGCUGCUACCCUCUUCUUCCCUCCGAGGUCCUCCACUCCAUACCGACGGUCCCACAGUCUCCACAGACGUGACCGCGUCGACCAAGACGAAGAAGAAGAUGGCGAUGUGGAAGACGAAGAUCAGGAUUCUGAAAUGGCCUCUCCAAGACGGAGAGUCGUGCAUAACCUGCACCAUCGCAGCCUGUACCGCCGACAUCAUCGGCAUCGCAGUGUCACUCGGCGAUCUUCAUCCUCGGAAGAAAGCAGCGACAAGCCGAGCGCUCCAAAGAGCCGAGUCAGAGACAACCCUGUCCAUGUUGACGACCACCGCCGCAUCGGACAUGUUGUGGAUGACGAUGUAGAAGUAGAAGUUGAGGCUGACGACGAUGCAGAGAUCAUCGACAUUGAGCUUGACGAGGACGAAGAUGACGAUGAUGACGUUGAGGAUGACGCAGUGGAGGUUGUUAAUGACAAUGAUGUUGUGGAAAGCUCCCACCAUCACCAUCGCAUGCAUGAUGAUGCUGAUGGCGUCAGUGGAGUCGCCGCCAUCGGGGCCGCGGCAGUUGGCUUCGAGGUUGCCACCUUCUUGCGAAGAGUUACGCUCAAACCGCGACGCACCUUGUCGCUCUCACCCACACCAGCUCGGCCUGGGGACAUGUCGAUGGGUCGCAACCUACGCGCCGCCUGCUGCCUCGACUUCACCAACAAGGACGACGAUGACGGCCUCUGUAGACCUGCUGACUCUGACCCUGAGAACGCCAAGAGAAAACCUCAAAAUGACGAGAACGGCAACCUGCCCGACUGCCCCGACAAGAGCGUCCUCGCCGACGCCUGCAACGUCAGCAACAACAACAACAAUCGCGUCGGCGACCCCGACCACCACACGACGAACGUCACCGCCGCAGAGGGCGUCGGUGACGACGGCAGAGGCAGCGGCAACGUCAGGUUCGCUCGUCGGGGCGCCGUGCCUCUUGGCGCGUCGUCGUCGCUGCCGGCGCUGUCGACGCUCAAGAGGUCCUCCGUCAAGAGGCCCCUCGAGGUCACGCUGCCCUGUCAGGAGAUCCAAUACCUCGAUAUCUCAUACCAAAAAGUUGGUACCAAUAUGGUCCAAUUCUCCCCUAUACCGCGGAAGAAGAUCGCAUAUCAUCCCGUGCUGCACCACACCAUCCACUACUGCGAGGUGUCAUAUUGCGGCAACACAAACAACAACAACAACAGUUUCUUCAACUUCAACGCAGAGAGGCCUGUCAAACGCAAGCCUCUUGUGCGCUCCCAUUCAUUUGCUGUGUAGCUGGCAGACCUUCACCAACCUUGCUGCCAUCUGUAGAGUUAAAAGAAGAAAUGCAGAGAGCGUGGCGAUGUUGAGCGUCUCAGGGCAGCUGCGCCCGUGGCACCCACAACAACCACAGCCAGCCCUCCACCACGUCUCCCCCGCCCCCCGCCCCUCGCGCCUCUGUCCUCGAGUCUUGUCCCAUCUCCGUAAAAUUGUCUGCAGGAGACGAGCAUCUCUCCUUUCAAUUCUUUCAUAUUUUUGUCAUGUCUAUUUAUUUUAUUGUUGUUUAUUGGUGUUUCCAUUUUUUUCUAUUACCUACAAUUAUGGUAAGCAGUAUACAUCUGCUGCAAAUCGAUUUUAUGCAUUCAUGUUGAACGUUUUGUUUGUAAAAUUAUAAUUCCUGAUGCAAACUCCUCGAGGUAUUUCGAAACAUCUAUGUUCUUUUUAUUGUUUUAUGAAUCGUCAUGUUUCAAUUUAUGCAGGAAACGAAUUUCGAAUUAAAUUUGAUCACAAAAUGUCACUGUAUUGAAACUGUCGUAGACAUGUGCACAUCUCACGUAACCACAAACUGAAUGAGAUCGAAACUUCUUAGUGAAUCUUGAAACGUCGGUAAGUAUAUAUGCUCAUCUUGGCAGUCUCACUUGCCUAUGUGUCCUACAAACUGCACUCAGUGACGAACCAAAUGUUUUCAUGGAUGGCUUUAUAUUUUGGGUUUAUUUGUUUUGUAGUUCUUUAGACUAAGGAAAGAAGCGCUGGCACGGUUCGGCGAGCAGUUACCAAGAAUUGAUUUAUAAGAAAGUCGCAUAUUUUCCGGGUUUGCUGACUCGAAGGUGGAUUGAUUUAUUUCAUUUUCUGCCUCCAUUCCAAUUGUCUGAACCCACCAUGAACUUCGCAGUCGACUGCUCGACGAUGCCAUGCUGGCCUCUUUUCCUAUAUACUUUAUCUGAUAUGUAAUGCGUGUGUACACAUACAAUUUAAUUGAUUUCAGUGUGUCAGAUAUGGCUUGCACGGCAGCCUUUUGUGUACGUCCCAGUUAUAGCUGUAGCUUACAAAUCUUUGAUGUUUGAACCAACAGCGCAAGGACGUUUUACUUUCCACGAACAUCCGUCUGCCAUGUCGCUUGACGUACAGGGUGUAACAAUGUUUUUAUUGAGAUUGUGAAUCGCCUGUGCAUUUAGUAGCUAAAUUUACUGCCAUUUGUCUUUAGUAAUGCCAAGGAAGUUGUUUGUAGCAGCCUUGCGUUCCUGGCUUCGACGCGUCUGGAAAUUGUCAAGAUGACGUUGUAAAAUCGUCACUUGCUCGAGCAUGGCUUUGUGAAGCCUCGCUUGUGCGUCUCAUUAGUGAUUUGAGUUUAUAAUUUUGCAUUAUUAUCUUACAUUAAUGCUAUAUAUUAAUAUUUUAAUGAUUGUCUUGAUAAUAUAUAUCGUAGAGAGAAUAGGUUCUUCAUUUAAUCAAUAUUCCUUGAGAUGGUCUGUAAUGGAAGCCUGUCGUCUCAUGUACACGCGUAUUUUUGUUUCGCUCAUCACUUUUUACGUCAAGCACUCGAUAAAUGACAUUGUCAGGAGCUUCUAUAUGGCCUCCAUUAUAGCCGCCACAUGUUCACGCAGAACUUCAGUACCCUAUUUUUAAGUUGAGUUCCACUCACGUCACUGUCAUAUUACCAUAUAUGUGCUUUAUAGGAUGCACUGAGCGCGCCUAACAUUGAACGCUAAUAGGAAUUAGGAUUGCCGAGAAUAGCAUUCUUAAUAACUCUUUUUGCUGUUAAUUUGUUAUUUAGUGUAGGAAGGUUUUUAAAGUUACAAAAUUUUUUACU